Molecule: messenger RNA, 1674 nt
Organism: Lecanosticta acicola
Lineage: Eukaryota; Fungi; Ascomycota; Dothideomycetes; Mycosphaerellales; Mycosphaerellaceae
Source: the annotation of a GenBank genome assembly
AUGGACACAGACAGAAGACCUAUCCGCGCAGCACUAUUCCGCAGCGUCAUCGCAGACCAAGACAUUCCGUCUUGUCGCAAGGUCGACCACUCCCGCACGACUACAGACCAGGAUCCUCUGUGCCGACCCCCGUUCCUCAACAUGAUCACAGACCACGACAUGGAUAACAUCGCUGAGAGCAGAGAGAAUCCGUGUCAAACCCAGUUCGACUACUCUACAGCGACCUCCGGUAGCACGGCGCCUGUCUGGGUGCACAAGAACCCGUACACCUCUCGCCUGCGCUUCCCCCGACUGAGCCGUGAUCUCGAGGGAGAGGUCGUCAUCAUCGGAGCAGGCAUCGCCGGCGUACAGACCGCAUACGAACUUGUCAGUAAGGGCCGCAGCGUGGUACUGCUCGAGGGCCGAAGGAUUCUGAGCGGCGAGACGGGUCGAACAUGCGGACAACUGACGACUGCAAUGCCGGACGGGUAUGCUGAUUUGAUUGAGAAGCAUGGCGAUGGGGUAGCGCGCAUGGCUGCCGAGAGUCACCACUGGGCUAUCAAUCGCGUGCACCAGCUCCAGGGGAAGCACGGUAUUCCAUGCGAGUUUCGCUACUUGCCUUUAUACCGAUUCAACCACAUCCGCCCAGGAGGAGACCCGGAAGAGUACCAACAGGAACUCUACAAGAGCCGUCAGAAGAUGCAGCACGAGUAUGAAGCGGCCCGAGAUCUGGGUCUGAAUGUCGAGCUCAGAGAGGGAGUCAACAUCAAAGGCUGGGACUGCCAACCGGACCAGCGUGACUGCCUCGUCUUCCAUGACCAGGCCGCCUUCCACCCCACGAGUUAUCUCAACGGUAUUUUGAAGUGGUUGAGCGAACAGCCAAACUUCAAAGCAUUCGCCUACACCCGGGUGACGGGAGUUGUCGAGAAGAAACGCGGCAUCGGACGGCUUGGUGGGAAAAACGUGGAGAUCAAGACGGAGAUCGGCCAUACCGUCAACUGCGAGGAAGUCGUACUGGCGACGGGUGUUCCGCUGCAUCGAGAAAGCAUUGUCGCGCGAAUGGAGUACAUGCGCAUGUACUGCAUCGCCGUCAAAGUGCCCAGAGGAAUUCCUGAGGAUUGCCUGGUGUGCGAGAUGGAUCGAGAGUACAAGUGCAUGCGCCUCACGGAGUGCGAUGGCGAGAACUUCUAUCUGAUCGUCGGCGAAAGUGAUCGCAAAUGCUACGAAGGCAAGCCAGUCGACAGGUUCAAGGAACUGGAAACUUGGACGCGAGAGCGCUUCCCCAAGGCCGGAUCUGUUGACUAUGCGUGGAUGGGUCAGCAAUUCGAGCCAAGCGAUCGUAUGGGCUCUGACCGCAUGGGCUUUGUUGGUCGCGACCCGGGCACCCAGCACACCUGGAUCAUCGCCGGCAAUUCUGGCAAUGGUCUCACCCACGGAGUGAUCGCUGGAGAGCUCUUGGCCCACGAAAUGAAGGGCAAAGGCAACCCCCGAAACAAACGCAAAUUCGGAGGCAAAGACAAAUACAGGGACAAGGACAAGGACAAGGACAAAUGCAAAGAUCAAAGCAAAGGUCAUGCCUGGUCUGCUCUGUACAAGCCGGAGAGGUUCAUUUCCGAAGCGCCAGCCGAGGAAGCGAACGACUCUUGGAUGCGGAAAUUCGACUAUUUUGUUAAAUCAUUCGGGCGGACGUUGUGA